AUGGCUAGCAACUCAAAGCCACUUCGAAUCAUAAUCGCCGGUGCUGGCAUCGCUGGCUUGGCAACCGCAAUCUCACUUACACGAAUCUCUGGCAUACCAGAUCUAGAUAUCCAGCUGUAUGAGCAGGCUCCAGAGCUCCGGGAAAUCGGAGCUAGUAUUGCCCUCAGCCCUAAUGGCUUACGGACACUCGAAAAAUUGGGAGUAGAUUCUGCUCUGAGUGACGAAAUUGGGUUCCGCGGCCCGAUUGGAAUACCGCAAAUCUAUAGGCAUUGGAAAACGAAUGAAGUGGUGUCAGUCGAUACCUUCGCUAAUGUGCCUGAUCGACGCCAUCAGACGGCACGAUUCCACAGAGGACACCUUCAUGCGGCCCUGCAGGAGCACGUACCAAAAGAGCGAAUUCAUCUGAAUAAGAAGAUAUCUCAUGCUGAAGCCAAUGACGAGGGUGUUACUCUUUUCUUCGAAGACGGCACUAGCGCCCACGGAGAUAUUUUGAUAGGAGCAGACGGAAUUCGAUCAGAAGUCAGAGGGGCAUUCUAUCCCAACUACAAACUAAGGUUCAGCGGGAAAGUAUACAUGAGAUCUACCUUUGACAUAGGGCUGGUGGAGGGCAAAGUGCCUGAUUUGCCAGCUGACGCUGCUCACUGGUGGGGACCUGAUAACGCAUUCUUUGCCUCAAGACUCGGCAAGGGUAUAUAUACCGUCGUUGGUUCUUAUACUGAUGGGCGCAGUGCUGAAGAAUUGGAAAAGUCAAUUACAUGGGACCAGGCCGGCAAUGUCGAACUCUUGAGAGAGAAAUACAAGGAUUGGCACCCUAUCAUCAAAUCUCUUACGGAGCUGACGCCAUACACUCGUCUUUAUCCCAACUACGCGGGCGAUGCGCUACCUUCUUGGAUCCCUGCUUCACGCGUCACUCUAGUAGGUGAUGCAGCUCACACUCAUGGAGGUUCUUUCGCUGCAGGUGGCUCGUUGGCUCUCGACGAUUCCUUGGCACUUGGACUGGCUUUCAAGCAAGUCUUUUCAUCCGGUUCACCUAAUGUUCCAUUUUCCCAAGAAAACAUUCGCCAGGCAUUUAGCUUAUAUGACCAAACAAGAAGACCACAUGCGGCUCGCUUGUUGAACAUCAUUCAUGGCUUGAUGAGUCGCAAGGCGCCAACAUAUGAGACGCCCGAGGAAGCAGACGAGGCGCUUCGGGCCAGAAUGAGGAGCCGACCAGAUGUGCUGUGGCUCUCUGAACACGAUGUAGAAAAGACUUUUGAGCAAGUGGUGAAGAGCUCGGGGGGAAAUACUGCAGACACAGAGGAACAGUCAAAGGUCUCCAGGCCAACGCAUCUGCCAGAAAAUGCAAUUACACUGCGUGCUAGCAAGUUAUAA
Trichoderma aggressivum f. europaeum is the source of this 1371-nucleotide messenger RNA. RefSeq lists its product as uncharacterized. NCBI's taxonomy places the organism in Eukaryota, Fungi, Ascomycota, Sordariomycetes, Hypocreales, Hypocreaceae. The record is from RefSeq and is a predicted model, not a curated record. Bases 1 to 1371 code for a protein of 456 amino acids. The transcript is spliced from 7 exons. Gene Ontology annotation, molecular function: FAD binding; monooxygenase activity.